Centruroides sculpturatus (bark scorpion) is the source of this 1241-nucleotide messenger RNA. Its product is annotated as PC-esterase domain-containing protein 1A-like. The coding region runs from base 83 to 985 and encodes 300 amino acids. The record is from RefSeq and is a predicted model, not a curated record. Lineage: Eukaryota; Metazoa; Arthropoda; Arachnida; Scorpiones; Buthidae. The transcript is spliced from 3 exons.
AUUCAGGCGUUUAAAUUCGAAUUUCAAACGGAUUUUCUAAAAAGCAGUUUUUAUUCUUUUGUUCUAUAAUUCGAUAAGCAAAAUGGCUAUUCCUUUACCCGAAAUUUUUCUAAAUUCAGACUUGGAUCGACUUUUCAGUAACAAGCGUGUAAUCUUGUUAGGCGAUUCUAACGUAAGAGCAAUUUACAAAGAUCUAGUAGCUCUGUCUCAAGAUAAUUUAUUCAGUACCGAAUCAGGAUUGAAAGCGAAAAUGGAAGAUUCUUUUAUGGGCGAUAAAUUAAUCUAUUGCGAUAAAUUAACGAUUGAAAGGAUUUAUAAAGAAGAAAGGUUAUAUCAGUUUAAAGAUUAUGAGAUAAGAUUCUUUUUUAUAACAAGAGUUUAUGACGAUUAUAUGGAAAAUAUUCUAAAAAUCUUACAACGAAAUACAGUAGAUAUAGUGCUUAUUAAUUCCUGUUUAUGGGACAUUACACGAUGGGGCCCGAAAGGAGUAGAAAAUUACAAGAUAAAUCUGCAAAUUAUAGCCAGGAAAUUUCGUGAAAUUCUUCCAGAAGAUUGCUUAGUUAUCUGGUUAACCACAUUACCGAUAUCGCAAGAUGUGAAAGGAGGAUUUCUGGUGCCAGAGUUGGAAUUCCUGAAGUUUUCACUUAGAUUUCAUGUAAUGGAAGCCAACAUAUACGCUCGAAAGGUAUUCAACAAGUAUGGUUUGGACAUAUUAGAUCUUCAUUAUCGUUUACAAAUGCAUAUACAUCAGAGGAAAAAGGACGGAAUUCAUUGGGAAGCUAAAGCAGUUAGACACAUGACCAAUUCUAUUCUAACGCACAUUUCUUUAGCUUGGAAUGUAAAGUUGCCUUCUAUAUUUAACAAGCACAUGAACGUAAAAGAUGAAAGGAACUUAGAAGAAAAGGAUAAUAAGAAAAACACUAUAGAAUAUAAUAUAAUAAGUAAGUACAAAAUUGACAGAAGAAAGAUUCCUGAUAACAAUUAACAUGGAAUUUUGAUUAAGAAUUUUUCAUAUUUGACUUGAAGUAUCAUUACAAUAUUUAACGUAAACUGUCUAACAAUUUGUUAACGUCUUCAUAUUGAAAGUUUGUUUAAUCAAUGUUUCAUUAUUGUCAGAAUUGUAUUUCAAUGUGAUUUAUGUAAAAUUCAUUACAAAUCAAUACUAAAUUUUAACAUUGUUGUUUUUUUUCAAUCAAGGAAAGAAUUUGAGUUGCCACUUUUAACUUUCAUAGAUAAAUACU